UUAAAGUCGCAACGCUCUUUGAGAGCUUUGUUUUCUAGUAACGCCGAAGAGAUUACUCACUGACAUGUGGAGGAAACCCAGUUCAUUUUAAGUAAUAAUUUAACACACCCUCUUCAACUGCACAGUUUCAAGGACUGACACGCCCCUGUUGCAGUCAUGACUGUUGACGUAGGUACAACAGUAAUUAAAGCAUACCCCUGCUAUGAAACCUGCCCUGCAGUGUCUGUAAUCCAGGUUUCCUGAAGUUACCGCUGCCAUUACCGAAGAGUUGAGGGUUCCACAGUGCAGCUGGAGGAAAGGGACCGAAGUACACUGGGAGUAAAAAAAUUACUACUGUAAUGGACGAAGACGGAAAACUAGUUUGAUGGAAGAAAUUCGGGAACGGUAGGAAGUAUUACUGCGGUAUAAUGGAAUAAGCUGCGGUGAAGGAACCGCAUCACUUGGCUUAUGUGGAUUUUUCCUUGCCACUUCAAAGUUGUGGUCCCUUUUCCCAGUUGGAUGUGACAGACUGGAUCCUCCAGCUUCGUGAACCCAAUGCCCUUGAUACAGAGUGAGAAUGGCCUGGGGUGGACACUGUGUUCCGUAGAUCAAGGAAAUUGCUCAUACACACCCAUCAGCUUAUUUUCCCCCUUCCUCAUCCCUGUUUGGAGACUGAAAUGAAGAAACUGGUUAGCUGGUCUGCAGCAGAGGUGUCCCACUGGCUGACAGAGGAAGGCAUGCAAGAGUACUCCGAGCACUUUCGACAUCUCAAUGGCCAGGCCCUGCUGCAGCUCACGGAGGAAGACUUCAGGAAGCCUCCGUUUUCUCUGGUGACCUCUGACAAUGGCCGGCAGCUGCUGGACAGGAUUGAGACUCUGAAAAUCGAGCACCACAUUGAGGUGCACAAGAAUGGGCACGCCAAUGGGCAUCUGAUUAUGGGUGGCGACGGAGAUGCUACCAGCAAAGCCAAGAGAAACGGAGUGCCCAAUGGUUUCCGCAAGGAGAUGGUCCAGAUCCCAAUGCCCGAGCCUGAGCAUUCGCCCUACCCUCUGGAGUGGGUCAAGACAGGCGUGGCCUUUUUCUAUGCACUAUCUUGUUUUGUCCUCACCACCGUCAUGAUCUCCGUGGUCCAUGAGCGAGUGCCUCCCAAGGAGGAGAACCCUCCGUUGCCCGACAAGUUUUUUGACCUUUUCGACAGGGUGGAGUGGGCGUUCUCCAUCUGUGAGAUCAAUGGCAUGGUCCUGGUGGGCCUGUGGCUCUUGCAGUGGAUUUUAUUAAAGUACAAAUCCAUUAUUGGCCGGCGAUUCUUCUUUAUUGUUGGCACCCUUUACCUGUACAGGUGUAUUACAAUGUAUAUCACAACACUCCCUGUGCCUGGUAUGCACUUCAAGUGCUCUCCAAAGCUGUUUGGAGACUGGGAAGCACAGAUGCGGAGAGUGAUGAAGAUGAUAGCUGGAGGAGGCCUGUCCAUCACAGGGUCUCACACCAUGUGUGGGGACUACCUGUACAGCGGACACACAGUCAUGCUAACACUCACCUAUCUCUUUAUUAAAGAGUAUUCUCCAAAAAGGUUCUGGUGGUACCACUGGAUAUGUUGGACUCUCAGUGCUGUUGGAAUCUUCUGCAUUCUGCUUGCCCAUGAUCACUACACUGUGGAUGUGGUGGUAGCAUACUUCAUCACUACACGUCUGUUUUGGUGGUACCACACCAUGGCCAACCAGCAAGUGCUAAAAGAAACCUCGCAGAGUAACUUUUUUUCUCGGGUUUGGUGGUACAGACUUUUCCAGUACUUUGAACAGAAUGUGCAUGGGAUUGUACCUCGGAACUAUCAGUGGCCAUUCUCCUGGAGAACACUAAAGUACAACGGAGCAGUGAAAUACUCUAGGAUAGAGACAUAGCAACAGUGUCGUGACUCGAAGACUGUCCAGGUGACUGUGAAGUCACAGGUGAGAAGGGUUUCUGAUGGACUGCCUAAAGUGCUACAAUCUUAUCACGAGAAGAUGCCAUAGUGAACUCCUUGCUGUUCCUUUCUUGUUUAGUGUUCACUUUUGACUUGUUCCAGUAACACUGGUCAGCACUGUGAUUUUUAUUUUCCAAACUCAUUCAUUUUCAAACAGAUCAAAACGUGCACUGUAAACACUAAGGAUCUUGUAUUCAAGACGCUUAAUUGCUUGAAACCCCAUCGAAUUUAAAAGGGAUUUAAGCAUCUCAGUGGUUUGAAUAAAGGGUCUUUUAAUGAUUUUGUAUUUUGCCAUUAGAGAGAAAUUGUUCCAUUGUAAAUCUGAUGAACAUUUCAACCAGGUUGUUUUAUGAUUUACUCUUGUAUGUCUGGAUUUAUUUUUAUUUCCUAUAAAAAAUAUUUCUGUUAACCCCAAGGUCUGGGCUAUAAGCCAUUCUCUAGUAAGGUCUACGAUGUACAAAAUAAUUUUGCCUCUAAAAUAACAUUAAUUAAAUUGCAGGGGGAAAAUGUAGUAACGAACUUGGAGGGGUUUUAGAACCAGAAAGAUUUUUUUUCCGUUUUUUAAAUGAUCAUUGUUUUUUAUGUAUCCUCACUAAAUAUGGCAAAGGUGCAAAAGAUUUUUUCUAUUUCACAGGUUUAUUUUUCAAAUUAAUGACGUUUAAAGAUAUAAAUUGACUUUUAGAUUUUUACAUUUUGAAAAGAAAGCAAGUGGAGAAAAACCAAGAGUGAUAUUAAGUGUUUUCUAGUGCCUUUCUUGUCUUGACUGUACAGUCUAUUGGUGGUCUCAUUAAUGUGUUUUUGUUUAAAAUAUUGUGAAGAGGUACAUAAUUUAUUUGGCUUGAACCACACAAACGGCAUCUGCAGUGAUGAAAGCAGUGUCUUGGCUUUUGAUUCUAGAUUUAUGUGAUUGAAGGACAGAAGCCCCAAGAAGUUUUAUUCAAAAACUGAAUGUAAUGCUUAAGUUAUAAUGAUAAGAAAUUGGUCUUCCGAACGUAACAGCAAAGAAAAACAUACUACCGCCGAAAUGCCUGGAGUUUUAUAUUUUUCCAGACUUUUUUUUAAAGUUGAGAGUAUUUUGUUUUGUGCCCUUAUUCUCCUUUCAAUUUUAAAUGCCAAACAUCCACUUGGGCUUUGGGCUCCCAGUGUUUUCCUGUUAUGUGUAAAAUUCAGCUGUUAAAAGACUGACUUGAAUAUGUUUUUUUCUGGAUGCGAGGCUAUGAAGGUUUUCAGGACUGUUGACACCAGUAUGCCUGACAAUGUGAAUGUGUUUCCUCCUUUAGCCCCUGCAUCUCCCUCUGUCUGUACCUCGAAAGUAUAUAUACCACCUAACAUGAAAAGCUGCUAUUAAUAAUGUAUCUUUUAAAUUAAAACACUUGUUGGGGGGUACAUACUAACCAAUAGUAUGACCUGUUUCAUUUGAAUGAGACAGCAAGGCUGUUAAGCUUCCCCUUUUACAGUAUUAAAGACCAUUGUAUUUUCCUUUAUAAUUGUAAUUGCACAUUGUUAAUAUUAAUAAUUAUUAUUGGGGUUACUUAGCUUUUAUUUUCUACAGGUAUUUUAAUCAACAGAGCAUUGAUUUAAACAUAUAAAAGAAAAUCCCAAACCAUUUUGUUCAUAAGGCGCAAGUGUUUGUACAGACAACUAUAAAAGAGUAUGGUGACUGUUUCAGAGGUCUGUAUAGGUGUGCUGCUGUGUGAAGAACGAUGCCUCUGCCCACUGGCUGAUUAGCACUAACACAGUCAUCACAGGAUGGUAACCUUACUACAAGGAGGAGAAACUACUGUUCUCAGACCACCUAUUCUACAACAGUGUUUAAACCUCUCAGCAUUGGCCCCAAACAGCUGUUCUUUGUUAGAUUCUUUGAUGAAGAUAAAUAAAUGACUGAAACAUUCAUAAGUUCUGAAAUAGAACUUUUUAUGAACCCGAUGAAGCAAAUGGAUUGGUUGACUGUCCUUAUCUAAAUUCAGUCGUGGAAAUAUCUCAGCUAAGCAAGCGUCCUCUCACUACCUGUGUUGAAGUUAGACAACUACAUAAAUAGAUGGGAAUAGUUCUGGUCUUACUAUUGAAGUGGGAUACAGGUUGCAGAGGAAGGAGAAAUAGCAUUAUGUGGGUGGUACACAGUAUAGAAGAGCUUUUGUAAUGUAUAGGCUUGCAUUCGUAGCCUUAACUUCCUGUGAGGCAUCUUCUUUAGCUGUCUUUAGCUCACACUGAUGUACAGUACAAGGAGGGUUCAGUAAGUGCAGGCCCACCUGUAGAAGACAAAUCAUACACCCUUUGCCUUCAGAGCAUGCAGUCCUUAUUUCUUAAGAACCAUGCAAAACCUCAUUUUUCCAUCGGCGUUUAACUUUCUGGAAGCCCUCUCAAAACAAAUUAUGGCUCCCGGUUUGAAGAAAGGACAUGUAUACUGUACCAGCCUCAAAAUGUCAGUUUACUGUCCUACCAAACUAAACAAAUUACUGCAGCGGAAGUCUUCCCACUGAGGCUUAGCUAUUAUAUUGUUAAUAAUAUGUGAUUGGAUUACAUUCACGAUCCACCUUUAGCUGUUCUUUCUGUAAUAUGGAGUUUAUGGUCACAGAAGUGCCAGUAAAUUACAGUAUGUUUGGGUGCUUCACUCAGGCAUUCACAAUGGUAAAUUAAGCAUCAAUGAAUAUUGGCACAGUCUUUUUUUUCUCCUUCCUCUGUGAACAGUAUUUGAUCUUUCAGAUGUAAUGGGGGUCACAUUAAUUUAUUACUAGAUUUAGUCCAAGGAUUACUUUAGCCAGAACCUGGUUGUUGUUGUUUUUUUCAUGUAAUCAUUCAAAUAUUUUAUUGGACAAAUUUCUACAUCUUAUGAUUCCUUAGUAUUAAAGCAAGCUUUAAGCGGUCUACCACUGUUUUGUUGGUUCUUUUAACUAGUGUGGUAAUCUGCCCAUUGGCAAAAUACAAAUUUUGAUAUUUUCUUAACAGCUUUCUGUGGCGAGAUAAAAUAGUGAUGUGAAAACUACAAUUAAGUCUUAAAAUUUGCACUGAAUCCUUCAGGGAAGGGUCAAUCUAACACAAGGCAUACAAAUUACCGGAAGACCAGAUAUAAUUUUAUUUCAAGUUUCAAAAUGAUGGUGUAGUCUUGAGAUGAUAAUUUAGGCAUACAUAACAAGUGCGCACAAUUGGCAUACCAUCAAAUAUAUGUGCAGGUAAAUAACACAUAAUUCUGUUUGAAAAGACGUUCUGUUUUUCAAGCUACAGAAUAUCCCUUGUUUUGAGCAGAAAACGUUUUUUUUAAACAAGACCUUUUCAACUUCACCUGUGUGGAACAAGGUCAGAGACUGGCGUACAUUGAAUUUCUUUAUGGAAUUUAUAUUUGUGCAGGUGAUGCAUGUAGUUUACAAGUGUUGCUCCUUGCAAUAAAUAAGGAGAUAAUAUUAUCCAUUAUUGCCAAUACGCAAAACAAAUUAGUUUUUUAAUUAUGAAAAAUGUUAUUCUGUAUUUUAUGUGAAACAGGUCCUUUUCUGUAGAUUUUUGUGUGUAUACACAAGGUGAUAUUUGUAUAGUAAAACAGUUAUGGUAAGGGAUGGAAAAUAAAAGGCUUUUAAAUAAAAAGUGAUUUUUUCUUUGUUUCUCUUGAUCCACAUUUAUCCAGGAUGUUGAAAUGCAUUGUCAGCUAACAUUAAAAUGUCUUCUUAAGCUUUAA
Messenger RNA from Lepisosteus oculatus (spotted gar), 5606 nucleotides. RefSeq names its product sphingomyelin synthase 1b (gene sgms1b). Gene Ontology annotation, molecular function: ceramide cholinephosphotransferase activity; sphingomyelin synthase activity; protein binding. NCBI's taxonomy places the organism in Eukaryota, Metazoa, Chordata, Actinopteri, Semionotiformes, Lepisosteidae. Gene Ontology annotation, cellular component: Golgi membrane; plasma membrane; endoplasmic reticulum membrane. The record is from RefSeq and is a predicted model, not a curated record. Gene Ontology annotation, biological process: ceramide biosynthetic process; sphingomyelin biosynthetic process.